Messenger RNA from Symbiodinium natans, 3018 nucleotides. Lineage: Eukaryota; Dinophyceae; Suessiales; Symbiodiniaceae. The record is from the annotation of a GenBank genome assembly.
AUGAGCCUGGAGAAUGAUGCCGAGUACCUGGCUUUAGCCCAACGGAGAGAAGAGCUUCUUGCACAGAUGGAAGCAAGGAAAGACCAGGAGCGGGAGGAAAAAGCAGUGGCGGCAGUAGCUGCCAUUGCGCCUGAGUGGAGCCGACCAAUGACAGGAUCUGAGCUAUUCCGUCUGCAGAACGCAGAGACACAGUGUGUAGACUCACCUUCACCCAGCCAGGACCAAGCACCGCAGGGGUUUCAAGGGGGCGUGCAGGAUGUAGAGGCGUCGGGGGGGGAUGCCAGCAAGCCAGAAAGUGAGCCAAGCCAUCACCCAGCAAGCAACUCACCGGAGGGCUUCGAAGGGUUGCAGGUGGAUGCCGGCAAGCCAGAAAGUGAACCAAAGGGGGUUCAAGAUGCACCAGAGCAAGCCCCACCACCAUCACAGCGUGUCGAGGAUCUUGCAACGAAACCGAAGCAGGGUUCAGCGCCAGAGGGGAAGGAGCGGGGGUCAAUGUGUGGCAAGACAGGAAAGCCUGCCCCAAAGAGUGGCACGGGAACACCGGGCAGUGCGCUCCAGGAGAAGUACAGGGAUGCGUAUGUGGACCCAAGGGAAAAAGCCCCCCCACCACACCAGCACGAAAGCAAGUUCCUCAAACGACUUCGCCGAGUUUGCACGCCAAAGGAGAGCGGAGAGCUCAAAGUACCACAGGAAGUGAUCAAAGACUUUCAGAAUCUUGAGUCAAGAGCUCGUGUGCUGCAGCUGUUUGAGAAAGUGGGCUAUGAGCCUGUGCGCUGGGCAGCUUUCAUCCGCAAAACGAAAAGGAUGUAUGAGGAGAUUCGGGAAACUACGGUCCAGACAGAGUAUGAGUUUUUGACAGAAGAAGAGAUGGAGGAGUUGGGUUGGUCAGAGUGCCUCGACUAUUUGACUGGGAAGAAGAGAAAGAAUGCCAAGAAAUUCUGCGAGCAGCGCAAGGGCUACACGAGGAAGUCCGACUAUGGCGGCGACAUGAUGUACUGGGUAGCUGUGAAGAUCAAGGGGGUGGACAAGAAGACGAAGCGCAGUGUGGUGCAAGAGCUGCUGGAGGGCGACGUGGACUCCGACGACCCAAUGCCUGAGCAUACAGAUGGGCCCCCGGUGCUCGAGCAGCUAGAGGAAUCAGGCGGUGGAGCUGAUGCUGCUGGCCAGGAGAACGAAGACGAGGAGGAUGAAUCCUCGGAUGAUGGUGCAGAGGCCACAGCACUGCUGAAGAAGGUGCAGUUCCCAGACCUAGAGAAAGAGAAGAUGCUGGAAAACCUCAAGAAGACAUUGGCCGAUCUAUCAAAGGUUGAUGAUGACAUUUCGGCUAUUCGCAGCAAAGGUAAGGUCUUGCUACCCUACUAUCCUCACCCUGACAGGGCGAUCCAAGUGGAGGUCUAUGAUCAACGUGAAGACACCGAGGAUGUGGAGCUCGGGCGAGUGGAGAUGUACGCUGAAAUGCUCGGCGACGGUGCAGCAAGCGCCAGAGACACCAAGAGGUGUCUUUGCCAGAUGAGGUAUCAUCACAGCGAUCACGCGAUAUUCGCGCAGGAUGGCAUCAAGCUGUCAAACACUCUGCCCCUCAUCCUGUUUUCAGACGAAGGGAAGGGCCCGAAACGCGGGAACUAUUUGCUCUUCACAAUCGAGUCUCCAAUUGGUUUGUCAGAGGUGGAGGCGGGGCAACCCUGCUCAUGCUCUUCGCAUGUGGCGCGGACUCCAGCAGAGUUUGUGCCACAGUGCUACGGGGCACCAGCUGCUUCCGACGCAACCGAAGAGGCUGCAAAGCAGACGACAAAUAUUAAAGGACAUUCUGCUUUGACCAGACAUGUUUUGUUUGGCCUUCCUGACUGGGUCUACAAGCACCAUGGUUUUAUCCUCGACGACAUGAUGGGCGUCGUGGCGCAAGAGUUGGAAUAUUUGUUCAAGAACGGCUUUGUUGUCAAGGGCAAAAGGUAUUGGGUGGCCCUUGUGGGAAUCAAGGGAGACAUGAAACAAAUUGCAGAAAAAAUCUGCAAUUUGACAAGGUCGUAUGCCCAUCUGGGCAAAGUUCACCAUUAUGGUAUCUGCAGCCAUUGCAUGGCGGGUACAACAGCUGAUGUUCCAUGGGAUGAAAUAAGCCACGACCCCUCGUGGGCAAGAACAUUGUUUGCAGCACGCCCGUGGCGCGAGGAUCCUGUGUUGUGCAGCCUUCCUCCUUUCGAUGAGGCCGCGCCAGAAGCUGUGCUAAAGCAUGAUGUGUUCCAUCUAUUCAAGGUAGGCCUUGGCCGCGAUCUGUGCGGAGCAACUGUGUUGCUUGCGAGGCUCGGGCAUUACGACUUCAAUGUUGGCGAGUCAAAAGAGCUCAAUGCGCGAUUGCAACGUGCAUAUCAACAUUUCAGGCUUUGGGCCCUUGCCGAACACACGGCGCCUGCUUGCAGGUAUUUUUCUGACAGUCUCUUCAACCUCAAAAAACUCGCAGACUAUGCGUGGGCCAGCACCAAAGGCUCGGACACCGUCCUCUUCUUGAAAUACGUCCAUUUUUAUGCCAGCCUCAUCUUGCAGAACCCGGACAUUUCAGAAGACCACCGACGCCUUUUGCGGCUUCUUUGCAAGACAAUCAAGUCGUCCCAGGCUGCCCUCCACAUCAUAUACUCGCAUGGACUCUGGCUGGAUCGUGUCUGUGCGCAGAGUUUGUACCUCCACCUCAUGAAGUUGCUUGCCGGAUACCAAGCCCUUGCGGCCCGAAGCCUCGCUAUGCGCAUGUCAUUUUUCUGCCUCAAGCCCAAAUUCCACGGGCUACACCAUCUAGCAUACGACCUCAAGGAGGCAUUGCAUGGACCAGGGCCCUUGAUCUUAAAUCCCGCCACAUGGGCUUGCGAUCAAAACGAAGACACGAUCGGGAAAGUCUGUUCCCUCACGUUGAAAGUAUCGGUACGAACUAUCAACCGCAGAGUGCUUCAGCGACAUUUCCUGAAGAAAUGUGCUGUGAUUCGCCGUCACAAGAACGAGCGCCGGGCCUGUGGCCUUCCUUGCACAUCUUGA